Messenger RNA from Rubroshorea leprosula, 941 nucleotides. The record is from the annotation of a GenBank genome assembly. Lineage: Eukaryota; Viridiplantae; Streptophyta; Magnoliopsida; Malvales; Dipterocarpaceae.
AGAAGAGUGGAAUAUAUCGAGAUAAGGAAAUAAAAAGUGAGAAAAUGGGAUUGAAGAACCAGAAAUUGAAGGAGAGAAGGGAGAAUAGGAAAGCGAGGCUGAGAUUAUUGAUCCAAAGACUCUUGAAUUUGAAGAAGGAAGUCUUAGGCCUAACAACCCAAAAUUGCUCGUUUAUCCUUGUACCUUCAGCGUCUUUCUUUACUUCCUCUGCUUCCUCUUCGUUUGUUGUCGCCGAUGACCGGAGAUACAGGCGGGAGGCGCCCGCAACAUUAGCAAAAAGGGUACGUUUUAAACGGCAAAGAGGUUAUAACUGGUGUGUUCGGCGCCGAAAACCUCCUUCCAGAUGGUAUUAUCCAUUCCCAGUGAUCGCAAAAACCAUCUGGAAAGUGGUUUUCGGAAUUGGAGACGCUAGAUGUGGCUUCUACUGCGCAGAAAUCCCUUACUACUCUCAUAGCCGGAGUAGUCCCCGGAGAUAGUUCCAAUUUCCUGGCCGGAUCCAUUAACUGUUGCAGUUAAGAAGGAUGUGAUCGACCGGCACCUCUCACCUCCGACUGCUGACGGACUAGCGUUUGGAUGAAUUGUUUGAAUAAUCAUUUCCAGUUUGAUCCAAAAUGCAGGCUAACAACAUUGAGAAGAUGAUGGCUUAAAUGACCCAUUUCACUUCUGAAGUCAUGAGGUAAACCUAAUAAUAUAGUUGAAAUUAAGUAUAGAGUUUACCAGAAAAGCAGAAACUGAGAAGACAUUGGACCUGAACGGAUCCUUAAACUCCUUUGUCUCAAAGAAAAAUGUUAAACAACCACGAAGGAAAAACAUUAAACAAUCUUAGGUGGAUGCUAGGAGUGCUCUACCUAUCUUGUUUUUUUCUUUUUGUGUUUUUUCAUCCCCACACUUUCCUUUGUUCAAGAAAAAUAAGUGGGAACAAAGAAAUGACCAUAGUUCAG